UUUUCUGCCCCGUGAAGCCGCAUCGUUGGAGCAAGUCCAGCCCCGUGAGCGAGUGGCGCUCGUCUGGAACCCUCGUCACCUCCUAAUCCCAUCCGAAAUUCUCUCUUUGUCUUAAGCCAAAUAAAAAAUCAGUCCUCCCGCCCCUUGUGCAAUUCCCGUCCCCCCCCGUUCGAUCCAGCGCUGCCGAAUUAGUGCCGAGCUUGGAGUGGUGCCGGUUGAAUUCUGAUCUGGUGGCGUGCCGCGUUGGAGUGCCCCUGGUUUCGGAAGCGGCGAGGGCCAUGCAAAUCGAGUGAGCAUGAGGGGUGGGAGCGCUAAAGGCCUGGGUGAUGGGAUCACCGGAGGGGCGGCUCGUUGAGCUGUUGGGAACAGUUAAGUCGCGGAUGCCGCGGCGGGGAGAGCACUCGCCGCCGCCUGCGCCGAAGGCUGCUGCUGCCGAUGUGCCGCAGCCGCAUGACUUGUCCAGAGACUUCUGGAUGCCGGACCAAAGUUGUCGCGUGUGUUACGACUGCGAUGCUCAGUUCACCAUCCUUAAUCGGCGUCACCACUGCCGCCACUGUGGCCGCGUGUUCUGUGCCCGUUGUACGGCCAAUUCCGUGCCCCGCUCGCUGGGGGACGCCACGCGGGAGGACAUCGAGCGGAUCAGGGUCUGCAACUACUGCUUCAAGCGCUGGCUGGAGGAGGAGGCGGUCACUCCGAGGGAUGUGGCGCAGCCGUCGGGCCUGUCACAUUCGGCCACGAGUGCGGGGAGCGAAAAAUCAUGUUCCACCGGGCGUAGCAGCACGGUGACCAGCGACCAGAUGUUGUCUUAUGCGAAUGCCUGCUGCACUGACUCUGCAUCACGGUCGGUGGGCAGCGAGGGCAACUGCGGCGAGCUCGAUGCUUCUCUGGAGUUGCAGCAUGCUGCGAUGGAGGGCGUGGAGCAUGUGGCUUAUGUGGACAAUUCGCCUGAUCCAUUCAAUUUCUGCUUGAAUAGGAGUGAUGAUGAAGAUGAUGACUACACAAUUUUCCGCUCUGAUUCAGAAGUACACCACCUACAAAACUCUGGUGGGCCUAUGUGUUUUGAUGAUCAUCAAGUUGUUUGCAGUGAUGCUGCUAAAGGUUCAGUAUCACCAAGAAAAGAUACAGCAACCUUAGUUAAUUCUGAGGGAAUGUGUAAGACUGGAGAUCAUCAUAUCAUUGAUAAUGCUGAGGAUUGCAAUGCUCGAUCUUCUUCGUUGUAUGGCAUGGAAGUGCUAGAAAAUGAACUUGUGGAUUUUGAAAACAAUAGCUCACUUUGGCUACCUCCUGAAGCGGAGGAUGAAGAGGACGACCAUGAUGGUGCUCCAUUUGAUGAUGAUGAGGGGGAGGAUGCCACAGGAGAAUGGGGUUAUCUACGCUCAAACAGCUUCAGUGGACAUUGUCGAAGUCGAGAUAAAUCCACUGAGGAACACAAGAAAGCCAUGAAAGAUAUUGUUGAUGGGCAUUUUCGGGCAUUGGUGGCUCAACUUCUUCAAGCUGAAAAGGUAGAAUUGGCUGACAAAAUUGGCAAUGAGAGUUGGCUAGAUAUAGUUACCUCUUUGUCUUGGGAAGCCGCAUCUCUUUUGAGACCAGAUACCAGCAAAGGAGGGCGUAUGGACCCUGGAGGCUAUGUAAAGGUGAAAUGCUUGGCUUGUGGCCGUCCAAGUGACAGUUUGGUUGUAAGAGGAGUUGUUUGUAAGAAGAAUGUUGCUCAUCGGCGUAUGUCAACAAAGAAGGAAAAGCCACGAAUCCUAAUUCUUGGUGGUGCACUUGAAUAUCAGCGUGUAUCGAAUUUGCUUUCAAGUUUUGAUACUUUACUGCAGCAGGAAACGGAUUAUCUGAAAAUGGCAGUUGUGAAGAUCAAAGCACACCAACCAAGUGUUGUAUUGGUAGAGAAAUCUGUGUCUCGUUAUGCUCAGGAUUUAUUUCUGGAGAAAAACAUUUCACUUGUUUUAAAUAUCAAAAGACCACUUCUGGAAAGGAUAUCCCGUUGCACUGGUGCUCAUAUAGUUCCCUCAAUUGAUUAUCUGUCAUCCCAAAAGCUUGGAAAUUGUGAUUUAUUCCAUGUGGAGAAGUAUAUUGAAGAGCAUGGGACUGCUGGAGAAGGUGGGAAGAAAAUGCUGAAGACCCUUAUGUUUUUUGAAGGCUGUCCAAAGCCCUUGGGUUUUACAAUCUUGCUAAAAGGAGCUAAUGGGGAUGAGUUGAAAAAAGUGAAGCACGUUGUGCAAUAUGGAGUCUUUGCAGCCUAUCACUUGGCUCUUGAAACAUCUUUUCUUGUGGAUGAAGGUGCAACCCUACCAGAACUCCCUCUUAAGUCGCCAAUUAUUGUUGCUUUGCCGGACAAACCUUCCAGUGCUGAUAGAUCCAUUUCAACGAUACCUAUUUUGCAAAUGCCUACUAUUUCAUCACCCAACAACAACCUGCAAGCAUUUGAUAUUCAAAAGGAUGACUUUACAUUCAGUGGUUUUAGAAUAAUGGACCAAACGGCAGCAGCAUCUUUCCCUGAUAACAAAUGCUGUGAAAGAUUGGGAGUUACCCAAGCAUCAUCAGUUCAAAUCAAUGACCAAACUGGAAACAUUGGCUGUUUGCUUGGUAUGAACCCUCAAUCAUAUAAUGAUCCUCUGGUUCAGCAGUUGAGAAUUUCAUUCUGCCAUUGCCCUGCUUGUACUAGAGAUGUUGGUAGCAAAAUGAAAUUUGAAGAACUCCAGCCUGAAACCAAUAGACAUGCACUGGCUAAUGGUUUGAGUGUGUUGCCUGCUCAUCCUGCAAAUUUGGUGGCUGCUGAAAGUGAUCUUUCAUUUGCCCAUAACGCCAACAAUGGUGCCAAGGUAGCGGCUAAGCCAUCUGCUCCUCUCAACUUACAAGUUUCUUAUAAUAAUGGCAGUUCAAAUGAUGGUUCAAUAGUAAAAAGGGAUGAGAUUCCAGCAUCUCCUGCCGACAACCAGAGUAUAUUAGUUUCUCUGUCCUCACGUUCUGUUUGGAAAGAAGCUAUCUGUGAGAGGCCACACCUUCUUCGCAUAAAAUAUUAUGGUAACUUUGACAAACCUUUAGGCAGGUUUUUACGUGACCAGCUAUUUGAUCAGAGCAACCGUUGCCUCUCUUGUGAGCUGGCACCAGAGGCCCAUGUUUAUUGCUAUGUUCACCCCCAAGGCAGCUUAACAAUAUCAGUGCGGAAACUCAUAGUGAAGUUACCUGGUGAACAUGAUGGUAAAAUCUGGAUGUGGCAUAGAUGCUUACGCUGUUCGCGCGAUAAAGGGCUCCCUCCAUCAACUAAAAGAGUAGUGAUGUCUGAUGCUGCCUGGGGCUUAUCUUUUGGUAAAUUUUUGGAACUUAGUUUUUCAAAUCAUGCAGCAGCAAGUAGGGUAGCCAGCUGUGGUCAUUCUCUUCACAGGGACUGCCUUCGUUUUUAUGGUUUUGGUGAAAUGGUUGCUUGCUUCCGAUACGCAUCAAUCAAGGUUCACUCAGUCUAUUUGCCUCCGCCGAAACUUGAUUUUACUUCCCAGCAUCAGGAAUGGGUAGAGCAAGAAGCAAAUGAGGUGGUUGAUUCAGCUGAACUCCUGUUCACUGAAGUACUGAAUGCACUCCAUCAAAUUUCAGAGAAAAGGCCAAUUACAGGCUCUUUUGAUGGCAAUAUGAAGAUUCUUGAGUUAAGACAAAACAUAGUAGAGUUGGAAGAUAUCCUGCAAGCAGAGAAGGUCGAUUUCACGGAGUCACUAAAGAAUCUACUGAAAAAGGAAAUCAGAAAGGGGCAGUUAUUCAUUGAUAUUCUUGAGGUUAACAAACUAAGGAGGCAGCUACUAUUUCUCUGUUACUUGUGGGAUCAACGCCUAAGUUUCAUAGCAACCUCAGGUGGCAAGUAUUGCGAUGCUUUGGGAGGUCUACGAGUUGGAAGUAAUAAUUCUGAAAUCAAUGAUAGAUCAGCUGAUAGCGAUACAAACACAAAGUUGGUGAAGAACUCAAAGGGCACCGAUUCAAAUGCACUUCAUGCUGAUGACGAGGAGAUCAACCAACAUGAUCAAUCUAAUGAAACUAACUCGAGAAAUACUGAAGAGUUGAAUGGUGCUGAAGGUACAAUAGCUAAAUUAAAUCAUGCAAACAGUGUUAAUGUCAAUGAUCAUUUAGAUCAUCAAGGAUCAAUUAUCGGCGUUCGUAGGGUUUCUUCUGAAGGUCAGUUCCGAGUAGCUACUGACAUUUCAGAUAAACUGGAUGCAAAAUGGAGAGGUGAGGAUAGACCUGCUCCUGAUGCAAGCCUGGUGAAACCACUAGCUCUGUUAGAAGGUACAGCUGCGGAUGUGAAAAAACAAGCUAAGGCAGUACCACGGCACACUUCUGCAUCUGUCAGGUCUGGGGAUACAGUAGAAGACUUACUAAGCUGCCUUAAAAUGCCAUACAUGACAUUUUAUAAUUCCUUGAACACAAACUCUGGCACAGCACCGACAUUCGGUACCUUGGCCGACUACAAUCCUGUAUACAUUUCAUUGUUUCGCGAUCUAUCACAGCAAGGUGGAGCAAGACUUUUUCUGCCAACUGGAGCUAAUGAUGUUGUUAUCCCGGUAUUUGAUGAUGAACCGACUAGUAUUAUUUCUUAUGCACUCGUUUCACCUGUGUAUCACUUUCAAAUGUCAGUAGAGAGCAAUCAAAAUAAAGACAGCGGAGAUUCUUCACUUUCGUUGCCUGUUUAUGAUUCAGGAAAUUUUAACCUGUUCCAUUUAUUUGAGGAUUUUGGAUCCUCUGAUGAUUUUGCUUCAUCGAUAUCUUCCAGUAGAGGGUCCUUUGCUCGUGAUCUACUGCACUCCAGAGUUUCUUUUCAAGAUGGUGGGCCACUUGGGAAAGUUAAAUACACUGUGACAUGCUAUUAUGCAAAAAACUUUGAAGAACUCAGAAGGUCUUGUUGUCCAUCAGAGCUUGAUUAUUUAAGAUCUAUCAGUCGAUGCAAGAAAUGGGGAGCACAAGGUGGCAAAAGUAAUGUGUUCUUCGCAAAAUCUCUGGAUGAUAGAUUUAUUAUAAAGCAGGUCACGAAAACAGAGCUUGAAUCAUUCCUUCAGUUCGGCCCAGAUUAUUUUAAGUAUUUGUCAGAGUCAGUAAGCACUGGAAGCCCUACAUGCCUUGCAAAGAUUCUGGGAAUCUAUCAGGUUACAAUUAAGCAUCUGAAAGGUGGCAAGGAAUCAAAAAUGGAUUUGCUCGUGAUGGAAAAUCUCUUAUUUGGACGGAAUAUUACGAGGCUUUAUGAUCUCAAGGGAUCUUCAAGGUCACGGUAUAAUGCAGACUCCAGCAGGAACAAGGUCCUUCUUGACCAGAACUUAAUUGAGGCAAUGCCAACGUCGCCAAUUUUUGUCGGGAACAAGGCGAAGCGCCUUCUUGAAAGAGCUGUUUGGAAUGACACUUCUUUUCUAGCAGGAAUUGAUGUAAUGGAUUAUUCCUUGCUUGUGGGUGUUGAUGAGGAGAAACAUGAACUUGUCCUGGGAAUAAUUGAUUUCAUGAGGCAGUAUACAUGGGACAAGCACCUUGAAACAUGGGUCAAAUCUUCUGGCAUUCUUGGUGGGCCUAAGAAUGCCGCUCCAACUGUUGUCUCACCUAUGCAGUACAAGAAGCGGUUUAGGAAAGCAAUGUCUGCUUAUUUUAUUGUGAUUCCUGAGCAAUGGAUGCCUGCAAUAAUCAAUCCAGACCAAUCAUCGUCAAAUAUUUGUGAGGACGAUUCUCAAAAUGCUUCACCAGAGUAGCACGGUGUUCUGUGCGUUAUUAAUGGACGGAGGUUGCUGGAUUUGGUCCUACUGCAGUCAUGAGAAAUACUGACCUGAUGAGUUUUGGUACUCGGGCGGCACUGAAAUGAUCUUCUGGCUGGACAGUUUAUACUCUUGUGGUCAUUUGCACAGAUCAGAUCGCACUAGUCGAUUUCCAUCUAAUAAGAAAACGCAUCACAUGUGUAUAUUCUUGCGACUGCAAUUGUGAUUAGUUUUUCCUGUGUUACCCAUAUGGUACAUAUAUCAAGUGUAAGUGCCUUCUCGUUUCUUGUAGGUGGUUUUCAUUUUGGCUAGAUGUAACUACAUGGAUUUGGGCCUUUUUCUUUUGUAUAAGUGGUUGUUGUGUGUCUGUUGAUUUUUAGAGGGGCUAUCGCCGUCUGUGGUGUAUAUAACAAAAUAAAAGUUGAGCUCGUGCUAA
Hordeum vulgare subsp. vulgare (domesticated barley) is the source of this 6156-nucleotide messenger RNA. Its product is annotated as 1-phosphatidylinositol-3-phosphate 5-kinase FAB1B-like. The record is from RefSeq and is a predicted model, not a curated record. NCBI's taxonomy places the organism in Eukaryota, Viridiplantae, Streptophyta, Magnoliopsida, Poales, Poaceae. Gene Ontology annotation, cellular component: endosome membrane. Gene Ontology annotation, molecular function: metal ion binding; 1-phosphatidylinositol-3-phosphate 5-kinase activity; ATP binding. Gene Ontology annotation, biological process: phosphatidylinositol phosphate biosynthetic process. The transcript has 11 exons. The coding region runs from base 327 to 5717 and encodes 1796 amino acids.